GCAGCGGGACGUAAACACUGAGCAGCAGUGGAUCGUCAAGCUUUCGGAGACGGGCCGCGAUUGUGCGCCUUUUUCCUGCUUCUAUAGCGCACAAAGACAUUUCUUUCCAACUUCAGCUACAGUGAUAGCUAAGUUUGGAAAGGAGGACAGAAGAGGGACGCGUUUUUUGUGGGUUUUUUUUGACGCCGUCGACUGUCAGAUGCAGCCGUGACCGAAAUUCGAGACGCUACAAAAGAGAUCGCUUUUGACAAAAACAGUUUUUAUCGCACUCACUUUUGGCCCCUUUUCCCCCAUCUAUCAUGGAAGACUCGACUGCACCAAAGAAAAGGACAUGCUGCGAAUCGGUGGGAGAUUUUUUCACCUCCGCCAAAUUUCUCAUUUACAUGGGUCAUGCUUUGUCAACAUGGGGUGACCGCAUGUGGAACUUCGCUGUGGCCGUGUUCCUGGUGGAGCUCUAUGGGAACAGUCUGCUGCUGACCGCUGUCUAUGGGCUGGUGGUGGCCGGUUCUGUGCUGCUGCUCGGUGCCAUCAUCGGAGACUGGGUGGACAGAAACCCUCGACUGAAAGUUGCCCAGACUUCCCUCGUCAUCCAGAACAGUUGUGUCAUCCUGUGCGGGAUCCUUCUAAUGGUCGUGUUCCAGUUCAAAGAUCAGCUCGCCGAGAUCUACAACGGUUGGAUCCUGACCACCUGCUACAUUCUGGUGAUCACCAUCGCAAACAUCGCCAACCUGGCCAGCACAGCGAUGUCCAUCACCAUCCAGAGGGACUGGGUGGUUGUUGUGGCAGGCCAGGACAGCAGCAAACUGGCGGACAUGAAUGCGACUGUUCGGAUCAUCGACCAGCUGACCAACAUUCUGGCCCCCAUGCUGGUGGGUCAAAUAAUGGCCUUUGGAUCCCAUUUCAUUGGCUGCGGCUUCAUCUCCGGCUGGAACUUGUGUUCCAUGGGCCUUGAGUAUGCACUGCUGUGGAAGGUCUACCAGAAGACCCCAGCGUUGGCAGUCAAGGCUGGGCAAAAGGAUCAGCAGCAGGAACUGAAACAACUGAGCUCCGAACAAGGGUCAGAGAACAGCCAGAGUCCAGAGGAAUCCUCUCUGCCGCUGAUGAACGACGCCUUGCCCGUAGUCAAAGCCAGCUCUCCCAAGAAGCAUGGCUGCUGUCAUCAGAUCACCGAACCCAUUCGCACCUUCCGGGCCGGAUGGGUGGCCUACUACAACCAGAACAUCUUCUUCGCUGGCAUGUCUCUGGCUUUCCUCUACAUGACCGUCCUGGGCUUCGACUGCAUCACCACGGGCUACGCCUACACCCAGGGCCUCAAUGGCUCAGUGCUCAGUCUCCUGAUGGGGGCGUCGGCCAUCUCCGGCAUCUGCGGCACCGUGGCCUUCACUUGGAUACGCAAGAAGUGUGGCUUGAUCCGUACAGGCUUCAUCUCUGGCAUCGCACAGCUGUCCUGCCUCAUGCUGUGUGUCGCUUCGGUCUUCGCACCGGGGACCCCAUUGGAUCUCAGCGUGUCCCCCUUUAAGGACCUUUACAGGCACCUGAUGGGCGACAAAGUGCUCCCCGACCACGCGGUGACGGGAGGAUUCAUUGCCAUGAAUGUGACGGCAACUGAGGCUCCAGCAGAGGAGCUUCCGCUGCUGAAGUCCUACAUGUCUGUCAGCCUGCUGUUCGCCGGCGUCAUUGCUGCUAGAGUCGGAUUGUGGUCUUUUGACUUGACAGUGACUCAGCUCAUCCAGGAGAAUGUGAUCGAGUCGGAGCGAGGGGUCAUCAACGGCGUCCAGAACUCCAUGAAUUACCUCCUGGACCUGCUGCACUUCAUCAUGGUUAUUCUGGCGCCGAACCCCGAGGCCUUCGGAGUCUUGGUCCUCAUCUCAGUGUCCUUCGUGGCCACCGGUCACGUCAUGUACUUCUGGUUUGCCUUCAAGAACCUGGGCAGCCGCCUCUUCCUGUGCUGCUCGCCGGAGCAGAAGGUGGAGACGGUCGACAGCCUCUCGCUACCCACCACCGUCUAACCCCACCAAGAGACUCAGUCACGGGUACAUACAUCUAACACUGCUUCUUACUCAACUGACUAACAUCUGUGCUAGUUGUCUGCUCAUGUUAACAGAACCUAACAAGCUAUGCAGAGUCGUUCAGAAAGCACAACGGAUUGUGGAGUGAUCUUCAAUUCAAGUUGCUAAUCCAAAGUAAAACUUGAGAUUAGGCUUGAAUUGCACGUGUACAGACGGAGACUUCCAGCCUUGUGACCCAUUUGUUUGGGGGGUUAAGUGAAGGAAGUCUAGAGAUCAGACUCUGAAUAUAGUCUCUGCAUGUCUGCCUGAAUGUAGCUUUGCAAAAGGUGCUUAGAAUGUGGAGAUUGUUAGAGUAAGCGAGCAAAGAAUCUCCAACACGGAGGAGAAUUCUCCGUUUCUUGACGCUUGCGCUGCUCUCUGUCAGACGUACAAGCCGACACGUAGUGGUGACAUCCAACUCACAAGGGAGGACGACGCUUUUGUAUAACCAAACUGCAAACUGGUCUCUCCAUCGCUAUAAGGGUUAUUUAUUCAAGAAGAUCGGACGGUGUUAACGACUUUUUUUUUCCAUCAGUAUUGUGCGGGGAAAAGCGACAGGUCUUGCGCAGCCUAGUCAACCACUCUCAGAUGCCAAAGCAGCACAACAGGAAGCGAGGGAAACCAGAUAACUUGCCUGGAUGGAAGCAUUCCACGAGUCUUAUUGUGUCAGCUGACCUUGGUCGUGCACACAUGUAACGCUAAGCUCAGACAAACCUACAUCGGCACUUUAGCUCAUUGAUGAACGUCAACAAAGUUUUAUCAAUACUUUUUGCACAAAACCAUAAAUCCAUCAUGCACAUAAAUGACUCAGAACCGAGUCCGAACUGCUGUGGUGUAGAGAGUGCAGCCGGUGUUUCGCCGUGCCACAUGCUAAUUCAGUUUUUAAAAGAUGAAUAUCAUACUUUUUAACAGUGGAAUUCAGUCUUAAAUCGUCCUCCUCACAAAGAAGAGCUCGGGUUCAAACACCAAAGGGAUCUAACCAACACAAACAAUAGCCGCAUCAGGUCUCAACUGCCGUUUCUUAUGCUCAGCCUUUUUUCCUUCUUUCUGCAUUUAAAAAUAUUAUUGAAACUGCCACAGGCUCCUGAAACGGAUUCUAAUAACUCUCUAAUGCGUGACGCUGUCGUUCCACUUUUCUACCUCAUUGUAGUGCCUCUAAACCCCCGUCACAUGAGCCUAACCAAAUCAUCCUCUACAAAGAAAUAACCUGGAUUUACAUCACCCCAUAUAGAAAAAUUACAAUGCAACUCUAUUAACAUUUGCAUUUUAAGAUCAAGGGACACUACACAGAAGAACCUACGACAUUACACAAAGGCUUUAAACCAGGUGACAUAUGUUUGGUACAGUGCCAGUGGCGUAUUUUGUUUUUAGAAUAUAUGUAUUGUCAUAUCCACCAAAUACAUAAAGCUAUGCAAUAGACUGAUCAUGUUCCACUUUGAGAAGAAGCUAGAACUUUAUCUCAGAGCUGCCCUACUUUCAAGUCAAGACUCAGACUGUCCAUGUUUCCAUUAGAACCUCAGGAAUCUACAGUGAGAUUGUAUUCGUUCCUAAAAUCCCAGGCAACGUGAGUUGUAGCUUUAGAUGAAAACAAGAACAGGACCCUCUUUGGUGGCCUCUUUACGCCUUAAAGAACGCUAACAAACGUGCGUCCUGGUUGGACACUUUGGCCCACGUUUUCUCCCGAAAAAGACCUGAGUGUUGUUUGUUGAGAGUGGAAAUUAUUGUCCAAGUGAAAAGUUGAUUCAGGAAUCUUUCACACAGCCAUGAACUAUAUUUUGGUGUUCAUUUAUAGUGGUUGGUCAGUCCAAACAGAAUAUGUAAAAAAGUUAAAAAAAAAAAAAAGAUUACAUGUAUGCCGUUUGUCCAUGUUUUUUUUCUACUUAUUUUUAUAUUUAGUGUUAGUGCAACCAAGGUUUGUGUUAGACUUUGAAGCAAUCAUUGCGAAAUACAGCUGUAUCAUGUGUAAUUUUAUUUUUUUUACAUUUGUUUAAACACUCAUGAUAAAUAGUCCACGCUUGUGCUGCAGGUAUAUAAAGCUGUUCUGGGUUUCCACCUUUCUGUCCUCGAAGUAUCGUGUGUUCUGGGGAGCUCAGUCAGUCCUGGGUUCUAAAUGUGCUCUUCAUGUUCAGCCAUUCAUAUAUCCACCAGCCACAGAACCGUACCAUGUGAUGCAAGUAUUCUAUACGCAGCUCAAGUGUGUGAGUGUUUAUAUGUAUGUCACUUUAUUGUGUAAACGCAGCGAAUCAGAUCAAUCAAUACAACUGAAUGUGAUAAUUGCACUCCACUGAAUUUAUUGUUCAUCUCUUUUUUUUUGGCAUGUUGAAUAAAGAAACGUUUCAUAAUAGAGUCAGGAGUUCUUUUCUGUGUGUUUUCUGGGUGCAGUUUGUUUGCCUUGGUGCGUCUCCAGUGCUCAGGCCAUUCAUUUCCUCCGAGAGGAGUUUUAU
This is a messenger RNA of Synchiropus splendidus (mandarinfish), 4492 nucleotides long. RefSeq names its product solute carrier family 40 member 1 (gene slc40a1). The transcript has 8 exons. The record is from RefSeq and is a predicted model, not a curated record. Gene Ontology annotation, cellular component: basolateral plasma membrane. The coding region runs from base 300 to 2009 and encodes 569 amino acids. Gene Ontology annotation, biological process: iron ion transmembrane transport. Gene Ontology annotation, molecular function: peptide hormone binding; iron ion transmembrane transporter activity. NCBI's taxonomy places the organism in Eukaryota, Metazoa, Chordata, Actinopteri, Syngnathiformes, Callionymidae.